UGUUUUUAUAUACUCUGAUAUCUAUCCAUCGUUUGCACUUUCUUUUUUAUAUAUUUAUUAUUAUUUUUUUAUUUCUUCACUGUUUUUUCAUACCUAAAUCUCUUUAAUCUGUUUAUUUAACAUUACAGCAACAAGGAAUUUAAAAUGGAUAUACUAAUAAGAUAAUAAUUCAGUGUUUCUUCCUUAUUUUGAAGUAUAUUGUUAUUAAUUACUGAUAGAAUAAAAUUAAUUGAAAAUGAGUGACGAAACAAAUAGUAAUAAUAAAGAAAUAAGAGAGUUAUAUUCUAUGUUUCACCAAGAAUACAUUAUAAUGGCAGAAUAGUAUGUGAUUUUUAUGUCGAAUGUUGCAAACUGAAAACUUACAAGGCGUUUAUGUUAUACCAUCAUAUGAAAACUCAUUCUUAUGGUAUGGUGUAAUUUUUAUUAGAGCUGGCUAUUAUGAAGGCGGUAUUUUUAGAUUUACUCUGACAUUACCAGAUAAGUUUCCAGAUGAUGAUGUUCCUGCUAUAACAUUUGUAUCAAACCUAUAUCAUCCAGCCGUAGAGCCUAAUACAGGAGUUCUACAUUUAAAUGAAGUAUUUCCACAAUGGGAUCGAAAACGUAAUCAUAUUUGGCAACUUUUAAAAUACAUACACUGGAUAUUUCAUAAUUUAAACAUUAAAGCCCCAGCUAAUGUAGAGGCUUCAGUAUCGUACAAAACUAAUAGAAAAUCAUUUAUAGACAAGGUGAAAGAGUGUGUAGCAUCAAGUAUUGAUCAUAUUUAUGAUGACCCACCAACUGAUGAUAAACAUUACAUAACUUUUAAACCAUAUGAUCCAGAAGUUCAUGAUACUGCCAAAAAUGUUAUGCUUAGACCACCAAAACCAAAUGAAGGACUUGGACAAGGAAUAUCUUGGGUACAAGCAGGAUCAUACCAACCUUUUUCUAAAGAGGAAACAGCAUAAAUGAUAAACAAUAUUGCUCUAACAUACUUUAUUUAGUUAAUUUGCCAUAUGAGGUACCUGUGAUAAAAUAAAAUUACAACAAAAGAAUGUGAAAAGUUAACAUGUCUAUAUUUUCUCUUUAAUUUGGCAUCAAAUUUCAUCAAUCACAUUCUAGUUUAUUUGUUAUUCUUACAAAUAAUAAUAUUUAAUCAGUACCUAUAAUAACACAUUCAAUAAAUAAAUAUAACAUAAUAGAUUAAUGUGUAAUAUAAAUAUCUUGAACUAAUAUUAUCUUCUUUAAAUUUUUAAAUAUAAGUAUAUUAAUCAG
Messenger RNA from Galleria mellonella (greater wax moth), 1251 nucleotides. RefSeq names its product protein crossbronx homolog (gene peo). Bases 342 to 944 code for a protein of 200 amino acids. The record is from RefSeq and is a predicted model, not a curated record. NCBI's taxonomy places the organism in Eukaryota, Metazoa, Arthropoda, Insecta, Lepidoptera, Pyralidae. The transcript is spliced from 5 exons.